Pygocentrus nattereri (red-bellied piranha) is the source of this 2624-nucleotide messenger RNA. RefSeq names its product ribosome-binding protein 1-like. The coding region runs from base 327 to 1253 and encodes 308 amino acids. The record is from RefSeq and is a predicted model, not a curated record. Lineage: Eukaryota; Metazoa; Chordata; Actinopteri; Characiformes; Serrasalmidae. The transcript has 2 exons.
AAUUGGUGGUCAGUGUAGCUAGUGGUUGGAAUAGUCCAAUUUGAGGAGCCAAAAAGAGAAAUGCUUAUUAUUCUAGGUUUUUCUAGGACAAAUGCAACGCCAUUCUGUAAGUGAAGGCUGACAGACAACAGUUAAGUUUGUUGAACAUUUGUUUACAAGCAUUUUUUGUGUUCUUGUUCCACAGACAAGCAGAAAGCCAGAAACUGAAGUCUAAGUUCAAACGUAGCUUUGAGACAUUGUAUGAAGGAACAACAGCAAAGGGCAGCCGUGUGUGCUUGAAUGAGAUUUACACAGAACUCUAUGCAGUGGAGGGCUGGACAGGAGGAAUGAGCACUGAGCAAGAAGUCAUACACAUUGAGGCAGAAUCCUGGAGAUGUUGCACUGAAGACACUCCAAUCAAUUUCAGUGACCUUUUCCAAUCUGAGUCCAAGGUUUUGAUGCUAGAUCAGGGACAGAGAUCAGAGAAAGGUGAAGGGCAGAGAUUGAUGCUAGAUCAGGGACAGAGAUCAGAGAAAGAUGAAGGGCAGAGAUUGAUGCUAGAUCAGGGACAGAGAUCAGAGAAAGGUGAAGGGCAGAGAUUGAUGCUAGAUCAGGGACAGAGAUCAGAGAAAGGUGAAGGGCAGAGAUUGAUGCUAGAUCAGGGGCAGAGAUCAGAGAAAGGUAAAGGGCAGAGAUCAGAGAAAGGUGAAGGGCAGAGAUUGAUGCUAGAUCAGGGACAGAGAUCACAGGAAGGUGAAGGGCAGAGAUUGAUGCUAGAUCAGGGACAGAGAUCAGAGGAAGUUGAAGGACAGAGAUUGAUGCUAGAUCAGGGACAGAGAUCAGAUAACGGUGAAGGACAGAGAUUGAUACUAGAUCAGGGACAGAGAUCAGAGAAAGGUGAAGGACAGAGAUUGAUACUAGAUCAGGGACAGAGAUCAAAGAAAGGAGAAAGACAGAGGUUGAUGCUAAAUCAGGGACAAAGAUUGAUGCUAGAUCAGGGACAGAGAUCAGAGGAAGGUGAAGGACAGAGAUUGAUGCUAGAUCAGGGACAGAGAUCAGAGAAAGGAGAAAGACAGAGGUUGAUGCUAGAUGAGGGACAAAGAUUGAUGCUAGAUCAGGGACAGAGAUCAGAGGAAGGUGAAGGACAGAGAUUGAUGCAAGAUCAGGGACAGAGAUCAGAGAAAGGAGAAAGACAGAGGUUGAUGCUAGAUGAGGGACAAAGAUUGAUGCUAGGUCAGGACAGAGAUCAGAGGAAGGUGAAGGGCAGAGAUUGAUGCUAGGUCAGGGACAGAGAUCAGUUUGAAGAGUUUGGUGUUUUUGUUCUACAGGGUUUGAUGCUUUUGUUCUGCAGGGUUUGAUGUUUCUUUCUCCCUCUUUGUCUUUCUCUUUCUGCAUAUUGUCUGGGUGUAUGAUCACAGACAAAGGUUGUUCUUCUCUGGCUUCAGCUCUGAGCUCAAACCCCUCUUACCUGAGAAAACUGGACCUGAGCUACAACAGUCCUGGAGAAUCAGGACUGAAACUGCUCACUAAUUUUCUGAAAGACCCACAACUGGACAAGUCAAGUACACAAAUCAUACUGCUAAAGAAAGGCUGCAUUAAACAUGUUAAAUGUUAUACAUAAUGGUAUACAUAAAAUGUAGAUGUUUCCUUAGUGUGGUGGUUCAGAGGUUUCUGUUGCCUUUGUUCACCUUCUGUUUUUGUUUUCAUUUGUGUUCUUCACUGUUGAUCAUGAAGGAGAGUUCAGGAUUAAACUAGGGCUCAAAAAGUGUAUGUACACACACACACACACACACAAAUGUUUGUCAUAUAUACACUUACUGUCCACUUUUAUCAGAAACCCCUCCCUUGUGGCUCCAGCUUGUUGUUGUGUGUGUUUCCUGAUGUGCAGUUUGUGUUAGUUAUCCUCUAGCCCUUCAUCAGGGGUCAGAUUGCUGGAUGUUUUUGUGUGGUGUCAGUCCACUCUCAGCCUAGCAGUCACAUCUUGUCAGUGUCACUGCAGUGUCCUGUCUCUGUCUGAGGGGAACAGAAAGGCAUUGUGGGUCAGACAGCAGCAGGGGUAUCCCCAUUUCCCGGAGAGUUUUGACCAGUUCUACCAGGUGGUCAGUGUCGUCUGAGUGGACACUGUUACUGAGCGAGAGUUCGACUGUAGCCGUGACGUAUAGAGGAAUCGACAGGAAAACAGGAGGUUCUUAUUUGUGGUUUGGACACAAUGAAAAGUCCUGGAGUCUCUACUGCACCAGUCACUAUUACACGGCCCGGCACGGUGACCGCAGCCCGGAGGUUCCAGCCUCGUCUCGGCUCUCCAGCGGGGUGGGAGUCUAUCUGGACUGGCCGAACAGGACUCUGUCCUUCUACAGCAUCUCCUCAAACCUCACGGCGAACCACAUACAUACGUCCCACUGUUGGUUCUCCGAGCCCGUCUACACAGGGUUUGGGGUUGGUCCUGGAUCCUCAGUUAUUCUGGCCAACGUACAGUACAAACUUGCCUAUUAAUAACAGCACACACGCAUUAAUGUAAAUGCAGACGUGUAUAUAAUUGUAAUAAAGACUCUUUCAUGGUGUUUUUGGUGUGAAUUAUGAUUAUUAUUGAGUGUACAUAAAAUACCGCAUCAAUACGUUGACCUGCUUUUAAUUUCUCUCACAUA